AUGGGGGCGCCGGCGGUGCCGGGGGCUGCGCGUCGGGCGGCCGGGGCGGCGGGGCUGGUGCUGCUCUACUACGCCUUCUCCAUCGGCAUCACCUUCUACAACAAGUGGAUCAUGAAGAGCUUCUCCUUCCCACUCUUCAUGACGCUGCUGCACCUGUUGGUCAUCUUCCUGCUCUCGGGCCUGGCACGGCGCUGCUGCUUCUGUGGCCCGUGCGUGGGGGGUGGCCCGCUCCCCGUCAAGCGGCCUGCGCGGCCCCUCCUGCCCUGGGCCACCUACCUCCGCCGCGUGGGCCCCGCAGCGCUGUCCACGGCCUUGGACGUGGGGCUCAGCAACUGGAGCUUCCUCUACAUCUCCAUCUCCCUCUACACCAUGACAAAGUCCUCAGCCGUCCUCUUCAUCUUGUUCUUCUCUUUGAUCUUCAAGCUGGAGGAGCCGAGGGCGGCGCUGCUGGUGGUGGUGGUGCUCAUUGCCGGGGGCCUCUUCCUGUUCACCUACAAGGCCACGCAGUUCGACGCGGAGGGCUUCUCCCUGGUGCUGGGCGCCUCCUUCCUGGGCGGCAUCCGCUGGACGCUGACGCAGAUGCUUCUGCAGAAGGACGAGCUGGGGCUCCAGAACCCUAUAGACACCAUGUUCCACCUGCAGCCGGCCAUGUUCCUGGGACUCUUCCCCCUCUUUGCGGCCUUUGAGGGCCUGCGCUUGUCUGCCUCGGAGAAGCUGUUCCGUUUCCACGAAGUGCAGCUGCUGCUGAGCCAACUGGGCAAGCUCGCCCUGGGGGGGCUGCUUGCCUUUGGCCUGGGCUUCUCCGAGUUCCUCUUGGUGUCGAGAACCUCCAGCCUCACCUUGUCCAUCUCCGGGAUUUUCAAGGAAGUCUGCACGGUGCUGCUGGCUACGCAUCUCCUGGGAGACCACCUCAGCCUGCUGAACUGGCUCGGCUUUGCCGUCUGCCUCCUGGGCAUCUCUCUGCACGUGGCCCUGAAGGCCCUCGGUGCCCGAGGGCCCAAGAGCGCAAAGCCACACAAGGAGUCCGGCUCCCGCUCAGACUUGGAGUUGCUGCUGCUGCAUCACCAGGAGGAAGAAGAGGCUGAGGCUGCUGCUGCUGCUCAGCGCUGAGGGGGCCGAGGCUGAGCACCAUCCUGCCAGCCCCGUGUGCCGCGAGCGAGGCGUGGGCCUUCGGGGCUGGGUCUCUCCGCAGGAGCAGGGCAGCCUGAUUUGGGAAGCCGGGCGGCUUGUGCCUGGGCCUCAAAAAGCGGCCAGAGCCAUGGUCCUCCGAUGUCAUGGGAAGGAGCCGGAGGAUCGGGGCCUGGGGAGGCUGGCCGGGAGCCCCCCAGGGUUUGCAGAGCCAGCCUGGAUGAGCCACGCUGUGCCAACCUGCGUGCCUUGUGGGAGGAGGGGUGGCUUCUGGCCCCAGGCCAUCCUUGCAGCAGGGGACUCCUUCCUCUGGCUGAGAGGUGGAGGCUGUGCACGUUCCAGCCAGAUGCUUCACGAAGAACUGGGCGGAGCGCAAGGCCCAUGCGCCCCUCUCCCUGCAGCACAGCAGCCGCUUUGUUGCUGCUGCUGGAUUUUGCAUCAGCCCCAGAAGUCUGGGCACUUGGAAGUCAUCCUGCCCCGGGCGCUCCAGGCCCCUGGGACGCCAGUUUGGAAGUGGGCCUGGGAGGGGGUGUGGGACUCCUGCUGGGGGGCAGGUUCCUAAAGAAGCCAAGCUGCCCCUGAAUGGCUGUUCCCAGGGGGGAGGGACACGGAUGGACAACGCCUGGGCGAUUCACGCACAGAGCGCGGCCUCCAAAGGGCCCCGCGUGGCAUCAGGCUCUGUGAUUGCUGACCACGUGGGAGGGCAGGAGAGCAGGCAGCCCUUCCACCUCUCUGGGAAUACCCUUAGAAAGGGCUCCGCAUCGUUUGGCCAUCCUUGAAAGGGCCGGGGGGCCUUGGUGGUGCCGUGUUGCACUUUGGAGAAGCCCAAGUGAUUGCGAGGAUGAGCUGGCUGCGAGGUGCGUCCUCUCACGCCAAGGUCUGUCCCUAUCUUCCACCCAUGAAUUCUCCUAGCAGAAGGAGCUGGGGGCCACCGCCUCCCCCCGCCCCACGUGUGUUUCUCCCAGCCGCUUGUCGGCGGGGGGUAGGAUCCCAUUCUUGCUUCUCUUCCCUCCUUCACCGGGCUCAUUUUCCCAGCCGCCAAAAUGUUUCUGGAAUGGGGCAGAGGGGGCUUCUGUUGUGGGAGUCCCCCUCUCCUGGGCCACUUCCACAUCUGUCCUUUUCCAGUGGGGGCUCAGAAGUGUCUGCCGUGUUCGCUAGGCCGGCUGCUCCACCUGUUCAUCCCGUGGCAGCGUGGCCUCUACCAUUUGUAAGGACACAGGCGAAUCCAGCGCCCCCUCCCCGGCAGUGGCUGAUCUGUACGCCACCCUGAGAUCUUAAUGAUACAGGGCGGGAUACGACUGUUUAAAUAAAUAAUAAUAAUAAUAGAUGCCUCUGCGAAGCCCACAAGCAGGACGUGAUGAAGGCGGUGGUCCUCUCCAGCGGCUGUGCCUCGCUGCCUGUGUCAAUUCAGCCACAUUGUGGCCCCGAAUCUGGAAUGUCUGUAGAGCCAACGUGACAGGCAGCCAUUGAUAGCCGCCGUCUCGUCCUCCAUGAAUUUGUCCAACCCCCUGUUAAAGGCAUCCAAAUGGGUGGCCGUCAUUACAUCUUGCGGUAGCGAAUCCCGUCGUUUAACUCCGGGCUGUGUGAAGAAGCCCUCGCUUUUAUCUGCCCAGAACCUCCCACCAAUCAGCUUCAUGGGAUGAGCCCAAUGGGUUCUAGUAGUAGAAAGAGAAAUCUCCCUAGAAAGAGAAAUCUCUCCCUAUCCGUUUUUCUGUACAUCGUACAUAAUGUUAUAAACCUACACCCUUGGUCGUCUUCUCUGACCUAAAAAGCCUCCAAAGGCCUUUUCUUAUCAGAGAGCUGCUUGAGCCCCUUAAUAAUGUUGCCCUUUUCUGACUGCGAUAUCCUUGUUUCUCUUUCUAAAAUGGGACAGUGGGAAUUGCAUGGCUGUAUUUCACUGCUGCUGCCACCGCCGCACACCGCGUCCGUGAUUUCAUUAAGCUAUCAGCCAAAAUCCCAGGGUCGCUUUCCGGGUUCAGCCAUUUCCACUUUGUGUCUCAUCAACGUAUAUGAGGUUCGGAUGCCCCUCCCCGCCCCCCAACAUGCAACGAUGCGUCACUUCAUACUUGCAGCUCCCACUUCGUCAUUUUGUGGCCUACCUGUUUAGAGCCCCUGCUGCAACCUGACGUCAUGUGCUGCCCUCAGCAAACCUGUUCACCUCGCUGCUCACCUGUAAGUGCAAUUAAUGACGGAGUGAGAAAGCCCCGGUCCCCAUGCUGGUCUUUGAGGCAGCUGCUGUUUACGUUGCUGUAUUGCAAGAAUUCUUCUUUGGUUCUGAGUCUCUGGGACCUGUUUGACUAAUGACUCCAUAAGAGGUUUUCUCCUCUUGUUCCAAGACUGUCCCAUUUACUCAGGAGCCUUGGAUGAGGGACUCCGUCAAAGCUUUUGGAAGGCCAGUGGGUACAAGGGCUGCUGCAUUACUCUUCAGAAACACCUGGAAACGCCGUCGGGGGAUAAAAUAUAAGCGUGGCUCUGUGUGUCCCAUCGACGUGUGGCCGACUCCCCUAUCAGAAUUACGGAUAUGGGAGGGGCCCAUAGCUCCAUGUGGCAGAGCCCCCCUGGGCUUUGCAGGCAGAAGGUCCCGGGUUCGAUCUCCGGCAUCUUCACGUAGGCCAGGAAAAACUGCCUGAAACCCUGGGGAGUCGCUGCUGCUGCCAGUCAGUGUCGACAGUAUUGGGCCAGGUGGACUGAUGGUCUGACUCGGAAUAAGGCUGUUUCCUUUGUUUCUGACCAGCAAAGGCUUCCGAGAAUUAUAUGUGGGGGGUGGAAAGGGGGCCUAGAAAUGUGCAUUCCGUGCUAAACACACAAUAACUUUUGGCACCCCUGUAGCAUAAAACAGGCUAUAAACUAUUUUAAAAUCA
This is a messenger RNA of Elgaria multicarinata webbii, 3989 nucleotides long. It is a transcript of the gene SLC35H1, whose product is annotated as solute carrier family 35 member C2. Gene Ontology annotation, molecular function: antiporter activity. Lineage: Eukaryota; Metazoa; Chordata; Lepidosauria; Squamata; Anguidae. The record is from RefSeq and is a predicted model, not a curated record. The transcript has 9 exons. Bases 1 to 1110 code for a protein of 369 amino acids. Gene Ontology annotation, cellular component: cis-Golgi network; endoplasmic reticulum-Golgi intermediate compartment; Golgi apparatus. Gene Ontology annotation, biological process: UDP-glucose transmembrane transport.